Molecule: messenger RNA, 1344 nt
Organism: Guillardia theta CCMP2712
Lineage: Eukaryota; Cryptophyceae; Pyrenomonadales; Geminigeraceae
Exons: 10
Coding region: 1-1344 (447 amino acids)
Biological process (GO): regulation of transcription by RNA polymerase II
Cellular component (GO): nucleus
Molecular function (GO): transcription cis-regulatory region binding
Source: RefSeq, a predicted model, not a curated record
AUGAGAGGUCCCACCGGCCACUCAUUGCUGCUCCUCCUACUUGUGGGUUGGAUGAGCCCUCCCUGCUCCUCCAAGUCGAUGUCGCUGCAGGAGACGGAGGAGAUGGACGUCAACGAACUUGUCGAGCUGCUGGGCUACUGCAGGAACAGCUACGGGAAGGCGGCGAUCUACGAUCCUCUCCUCAACCAAUGCGUGUGUAGUUCCGGCUUCUCCUUCGACGGCCAGCUCUGCGUACCAGCUCGGCCGGUGCAGGAGGAUGCAGGGGGGUCGGCGGAGGAGGGAGGGAGGGGUAGGCAGUUGGGGCAGGAAGGAAGCGACAAGUGGUGGGGGGAGGGAGGAGGCAAGCAGGGAGGGCGAGGAGAGUCAAAGAAUCUUGCGGUGGAGAUAGAGAAACUGUCUAAGGGGACGAGGAGGUUGCCGUCGAAUGCGAUCACGGCCAAGUCGUUCUCAGCUGUCACCAUGUCAGCAAAGGACAACGUCCACUUCUGUACCUACACUGUGACCAAGACUCCUGAUGAACAGCUGAAAGGCAAGAAGAAAAGAAGAACCGUCUCGUUUUCCAAGUGGAAGCAUGCGAAGAAAAAAGCUGCCGAAAAACGAGGAAGGCUCAAGAACUUGGUCGGCAGCAAAGCUGUCGCGCCCUGCAUCGGGCACGACAGCUUCAACAUCCUCUGUGAAGAUCAGAAAGCUUGUCAACGAGAGGUCCUACUGUCGUCAAUAGAGGCAUUCAACUACAACGACCAGAAGGAGUCUGAGAUGAUGGAGAAGAUCUCUUCGAAGGAGAAGGAGCUGUAUGAGGCUCAGAUGGCAGCAGAUCUUCUCAACAAGCAGCUCGUCGCUGAUCGUGAAACACAUCAACAUCUGCUUGGAGACCUCGGAGCCAAACUGGAAGACGCCCGAAGGAAGCUGAAAGAGGCGGAAAAGAGCCAAGGAACAAACCCUGCAAAAGUUGAGGAGCUGAAGAAGGAGAUGGAUCAGAAGAUUGAGAACAUGCAUGCCGAGCUCCAGAAGGAGAGGAGGAGGCGAGAGGCUCUAGAGAAGAAAUAUGACGCUGAACGAGCCAAGGCUGACUCAUUCCGCAAAGAGAAGCAGGACCUCGAAUGCAUGGAGGGAUACGAACUUGUCAACGGCGAGUGCGAGAAGAAAGCAGGAAAACAAGAGCAGCAGCAGCAGCAACAACAACAACAACAACAGCAGCAGCAACAGCAGCAGCAGCAGCAGCAGCAGCAAGAACAGCCAGCGGAGGAGCGGAAGAGAAAGGAGGAGGAGAAAGCUCGCUACGAGCAGUUCUGCCUGAAAACGUUCGGUCCUCAUGCUCGAUUUGACGGACAAGAUGGCUGGUGA